This is a messenger RNA of Pochonia chlamydosporia 170, 456 nucleotides long. RefSeq lists its product as hypothetical. Lineage: Eukaryota; Fungi; Ascomycota; Sordariomycetes; Hypocreales; Clavicipitaceae. The record is from RefSeq and is a predicted model, not a curated record. The transcript is spliced from 2 exons. Bases 1 to 456 code for a protein of 151 amino acids.
AUGGCCAGCCCUUUCCCGAAAUCAGACGAAACCUGUUGCUGGCUAGAGCUCAACUGGACCAAUCGGCGCGGUUCAAUCUGGUCUCGUGCGUGGCUUCUGAACUGCUUGGCAAACGUAUGGGUAUUUUUAGGCUUCAUGCACGUUGGCAUUUCGAGAGACCAACAGGCAUGGGGUUUAAUUUGCACCUUGACAAUCACGGUUCCAAAUGAACCAAUUAUCAAUCCACUCUGUGUUCCCUUUUAUUGCUGCUCGCAUAGCCCUAGCCGGCCCCCUCUUGUGGAGUGUCCAUGGAAAUGGUCAAAGUUCUCAAAGAAUUGGAUGAUGGGCCGGAGGCAUAGUUGCGCUUUUGGCAUUUGGCGGUUGGCGGUUGGGCACCUGAUAGUCUACCUCAAAGGAGGGGCUGCUGAAUGUAUUGGAUCAAUUGAGGCUUCGGUGUGCGCAAUAGACUGUCGUUAA